This is a messenger RNA of Aspergillus heteromorphus CBS 117.55, 4610 nucleotides long. RefSeq names its product C2 domain protein. The transcript has 5 exons. Lineage: Eukaryota; Fungi; Ascomycota; Eurotiomycetes; Eurotiales; Aspergillaceae. The record is from RefSeq and is a predicted model, not a curated record. Bases 255 to 4322 code for a protein of 1355 amino acids.
UUUCUUCCUUGUCUCUCUCUAACCGCCAAAAUUCCCCCCGGGGCACCUCCCAACCAAUUUGGACCUACCUCCUCGAUUCUGAGAAUUGAGGGUAUUUGUCCAGGCCCCAUCCCGUGUGAUAUUUCCUCCCAUCCAAUGCUGGUGGUUCGAUCGCAACUCACCCUAUCCCAUGGUCCCUCCCGCCCUCCGCUCCUCCCCUCAUCCGCAAACGCUGCAAGACCUGGACAGAGCCCCGAAUAGCCACCUCUUCGCCCAUGUCGACAGCAUCUAGCCAGUCCCGAGGCAUCAACCGACGGAUUAACAGCCUUCAGAAUGAAUCCCGCCAUUCGCGCAGUCUCUCGGGGUCACGCAGGCGCCCCGUCAACUCCUCGACUGCCUACAACUACGCUCUCCGGGUAGCCUACCUCGCCUAUCAACUCCAACCUCGUUCGCGUCGGGUACAGAGUGUGCCGGCUCCUCAGAGGCCCAAACGGACCUCUACAUCGUUUCAUGACCUGAUGAGCGAUUUUUCCCUGGUGCGGGAUUCCAAGAGCACCCGGAUCCCCCAUGGGUUCAUCGCGGAGCUGGAGAAGAGGCUGACAGGUGUCCUGAUCGGCAAAGAGAAACGGAAAGAAUACCAAGAUACGCUGGUCGUGAGGACGUUCGCUGCCUUUCUCAAUACUUUGAAGGACCAGUCGUUCAAGAAGCGCAUGGAAAAGGACCGGCGGGCCGAAGACCUUGUUCUCAUCUUCUACUCCAAUGCGACCAAAGAACUGAGUAAAGGGAAAGACCCGGAAGAUGAUCAUUGGAAGUUGAUGGUAGACAGACAUGUGGCUCUCUUCGUUCGUCUCUUCGCACUCAUCCUGAGGGAUCAUGACUGGGCAAAAGAACGACCUGAGCUGGCGAACCGUCUGUCAGUGUUGGAGAACAAGCUGCUCUCCCAGGAUCAAGAUCUCGUGCAGACGAAUGGUACUUCUACGGUGGAAGUUGUUGCUCCUCUCAGCAAUGAUGUCAAGGAUAUGCCACUUGUGCAGCACGUCGCGAGAAUCUUUGACGUGAACUUAAGUCAGGUACAGGCGGACAUCGGCAAAAAUAAAGCGACAUGGACUGCCAAGGCGGCUCUUCAGGAUCUGAAAGCUUACCAAGCCCAUUUGAAUCUCAAGACUCGGAGGACCUUGUCUCGGGAAGACUUCGAGAAUGAAGAAGUAUAUGAGCUUUGGAAAAAGAACGAAGGCCCCGAGUUGUCACAGAUGAUGCUUGCCAUCGUGCAAUCGAAUCCUGAACUCGCUAAAAGUACUCCAGGGAGUGUGCUUCCGAAGUUCAACUCGAAUGCCGGUGAUCAGGACCUGCCGGGGGAGUUUUCAAGGACCAAUUCCGACAGGCCGUUGUCGUAUGUCAUAGAUCCGUCUGUGGAUCUCAGUUCGCUUUCCUUGGGGGACGAUGGGGCGGAUGCUUCUGACGAGUCUGAUACAUAUACGUACAUACCCCAAGAUCCGAGGUUUAUGUAUAGGUUUAUACUGGCCCAGACUCUCAGCCAUGACCUCAAGGAUCGCGAGCUCGAAGCAACGCAGGCUACAUCCGAAGGCCCGUCUAUGAGGCUAUUCUCAAAGCAGUCAACGGAAUUUUUGAAUGAGGUCUGCCAUCGCUGGCGAAUUCCAAAUUUUUCCCGGAUAGUCUUGUUUCUGGAUGUUGUCCGGUCCAAAUUUGUGGAUAAUGAGAUCGAUCUCAAUACACUUGAUUCGGCUUUCACUAUUGUCAAGGAACCACCCUCUGAAAGCAAGAAGCGUAGUAGCUUCGUGGCUUCAGCCCUUUAUGACAGACAAAAGUGGACCAUCCACGACCUUCUUCUAAUGCAACAGAUAUUGUCCUCUCUUCACGAGGCUCUCCUGAGGGAAUUGUAUGAUGUGAUGAUGGAUUGCUACGAAGGAAAGCCCCGUCCGAUUGGUCCAGUAAUGUAUGUACUGGAGAGCCAUAUUCAAUUGGAUCCCAACUACACGGAGGAUUUGGAGGACAUCGAGCGUUUCCGAUCAUACGUACAGGACGGGCUCGCGCAGAAAGCGGCCGAGAAAUACCAAGAACUUCUCGGACAAUUGAUUCCAGUCCAGCCAGAUUCUUGGGAACUGGACCACGUAAUCCAGCUCUGCGAUGCCAUUACCAAGCUGGCCCAGAAGAUCAGAAAGCGCUAUCGAAAUAAUCCUGAGAUUAUGGGGGUCAAUCCUUACCUAAUCUUACUCUCCAACGUUCUACCCAUAUUCUCCGAGGACGCUCACGAGAUGGUGGGCAGGAUAAUUGAGCUGGAGAAAGUGAGAGGCGAGGAGACGGAUAUCGAGGAUGGAUUUGAUUUGUACAAGCGACUAGCGGAUGUGCGCCGCCUUUUCACCGAGGCACUUCCCGACGCCACCUUCCCAUUCCACGUUGAAGGCCUGAUGGAAGAGUUCGUCUGGCGGUGGAUCCGCCUGACUGAUCAGAAAGUCGUGGACUGGGUAGAACAGGCCGUUAAGCAAGACGCUUUCACCGUUCGAGCCGACGGCCUCGAAGAGGUAGUCCCUGAGGAAAACAGACAUAGCGUGUCAGUGAUCGACAUAUUCCGCUCAUUCAACCAAGUCGUAGAGCAGAUGAUUUCACUUGAGUGGGAUGAUGAUUUCCAGUACGCAAAGUUCAUGACCGCUUUGUCUAAAUCCAUCGGGAGCGGUGUGGCAAGGUAUUGCGAAUCUUUGGAACAGAUGUUCGCUAGGGAGAUGGAUCGACUGUCUCCUGACCAAGAGGCAGCUAUGAACCAAACCGCUCAAGAGAAGCUGAUGCAGCUAGCCAAGGAAGCAUGGACGAGCAAAGAGAAAAUCGAACCGUUCCAAUUCUUUCCCGAGUCUUUGGUUAAGCUCAACAACGUCGAAUAUGCCCUUUCUCAAUUCGACAAGCUCGAGCACGAAAUCAAUGUUGAUGGUUGCGCGGAGGUUCUAGCGAGGCAGGCUCAGCCUCAACUCCAGAAGAUCCGUAGAUCUACCACCUAUGUUUUCACUAUCAAGGUUGUGGAGGCGGAGGACCUAAAGGCCUGUGAUAUGAAUGGAGGAAGUGACCCCUAUGUCGUACUCGCCGACGAAUAUCAGAAGCGUAUAGCAAAGACUCGCAUCAUUUACAACAACCUCAAUCCGCGGUGGGAUGAUGCCGUCGACAUCACAACGCAAGGCCCACUCAAUAUCAUUGCAACGAUCUGGGAUUGGGACGCAGUCGGGGACCACGACUAUGUUGGUCGGACUUCCAUCAAGCUGGACCCAGUCCAUUUCAGUGACUUCUUGCCACGAGAAUAUUGGCUCGAUUUGGAUACGCAAGGCCGGUUGCUGCUUCGCGUGAGCAUGGAAGGAGAACGCGAUGACAUCCAGUUCUAUUUUGGCAAAGCAUUCCGGACGCUGAAGCGCACGGAGCGGGAUAUGACCCGCAAGAUCACGGAAAAGCUCUCCGCUUAUAUCAGCCAUUGUCUCUCGCGUCGGACGCUCAAAUCACUACUAUCCAGAGGACUAAGCAUAUCCAGCGUGUCCAACUUUUUGAACCGGAACCGAGCCCAGUCAACAACCGCAACACCGUCGAAUGCAGACGUGGAAAACGCGCUGACCCCCUUAUUCGACUACUUCAACGACAACUUUGCCAUCAUGAACAAAACACUCACCUCGGAGGCUAUGAAAAUGGUAAUGGCACGCCUAUGGAAGGAAGUUCUGGCCACAAUCGAGAGUCUGCUGGUGCCUCCGUUGUCCGACAAGCCAUCUCAUCAAAAGCCUCUUACUAUGCAAGAGGUUGACGUGGUCUCGCGCUGGCUCGUACUCCUUUUGAACUUUUUCCACGCCAUUGAUGAGGAAACCGGUGAGGCUAAUGGUGUUUCCAUCGAUAUUUUGAAGUCGCCCAAGUACCACGAAAUCCAGACCCUGAACUUCUUCUACUUCGAGUCUACUGAGACCCUCAUCCGCACCUCCGAGCGAAUGGCCUCGGCGACGAUAUCCCGGCAACAGGCCAACAAGAACCGGGUAUCGGCGCCGCCGCACCUUGGCGCCGCCGGGUCUGGCAGCGUUCUGGGCCUUCCCAGCGCCCGUCGCGCCAAGAGCAUCAUGCUCUCGCGCAAUCUGGGCACUAUGAAGAAGAUGAAGGAGGAGAAACGGCGGGAAGCCCAGGCGGAGCCGAAUGACGACAUGAUCCUGCGCAUUCUGCGCAUGCGUCCAGAAGCCGCGGGCUAUCUGCGCGAUCGCAGUCGGCAGAAGGAGCGACUGGCCGCGGCAGCUGCGGCGGAUGCCAUUGUGAAGCAGAGCCUGAUGGCGGGGGCCGGGGGUCGGAUGACCGGGACCCUAGGCCGACGAUGAGACUCGGCCGUUCUACCAUUGUUUCUGAUUCCCCUGUCACUCGCAGCGUUCUGUCUAGUACUGCUAUCUUGUUUCUUGUCUUUUCGCUUUGCGUUCCAGCAUGUUGCGGCAUCAUUUGGCUACUUUGAUAUGGACGUGAUGAUUCCCAAAUCUAGUUUGUUUGCAAUUCAGGGAGCCAUUAACCUGCGGGUUGGACGUUUGUUUGGGAAGUUGUCGAGUUUUACAUAGCAUAAUGAUAGUUAAUCACAGCAGCAACACCGCACCGCACUGGAAACAAUCAGGAUGACG